AUUUAAAUUGGGUUAACAUUGAGAACACAUAUACUAAAAGUAAAACUGGAAAAUGAUUAAGUCCACGAUAGACGCGAAUGAGCUAAAGCUCUAUUCCAUUAUUGUCUUUAAGCAACUGGCAAUGGAUGCCAGCAAGCCAGAACAACAGUUCGACGCCGUCCAGGCAGCCCGAAAGCUUCUAUCCUCGGACAAGAAUCCACCCAUCAACGAAGUUAUCCAGAGCGGCAUGUUGCCCAUUCUGGUCGAAUGUCUGAGAAACCACAAUCGCCCAUUGCUCCAAUUUGAGGCUGCCUGGGCGCUAACCAACAUUGCCUCUGGCACCUCAGAUCAAACCAAUCAGGUCGUCGGCGCAGGCGCAGUGCCUGUCUUCGUCCAGCUGCUGGGAGCUCCCGCUGAGCGGUUGCGCGAACAGGCCGUUUGGGCCUUGGGUAAUAUCAUCGGCGACAGUCCCUUGUUGUGCAGCUUUGCUGUCAAUCACGGCGUGGUCCAGCCGCUGCUGUCGUUCGCGAAACUAGAUACAAAGCUUUCCUUAUUGCAAAUUGUCGUCUGGGCAAUCGUGAACUUGUGCCGCAGCAAGGGUCAAUCGCUGCCAACCGGCAACAUUCACGAGAUUCUGAACGCACUCAAUGUGCUCGUGGAUCACACGGACACGAACAUCCUGGUGGACACGGUCUGGGCGACUAGCUAUCUGACCGACGGCGGAAGCGAGCGGAUACAAAUGGUGAUUGAGAGCGGAGUGGUGCCCAAGCUGAUACCUCUGCUGGGCAGUGGCGAGGUCAAGGUACAGAUAGCCGCUCUGCGUGCUGUGGUUAAUAUAGUGUCUGGAUCGGACGAUCAGGCACAGGUGGUGCUCAACUGUGGGGCGCUCUACUACAUUACGGUCCUGCUCUCCCAUCCCGAUCUGAACAUACGAAAGAAUGCGGUCUGGUUUCUCUCGAACGUCGCCGCAGGCAACCAGGCACAGCUGCAGGCCAUCAUCAAUAUGGGACUCGUGCCCCAAAUCAUUGAGAACUUGAGAAGCGUUCACUUCAAGAUGCAGACGGUGGCCUCCUGGGCCGUUAGCAACGCGAUCUUAAUUGGCAACCGCGAACAGGUCUACACACUGAUCAAGGAGGGUGUCGUUGCGCCGUUCUGUGAUAUCCUCUCAUGCCAGGAUACGCCAGUUAUCAUGAUUGUGCUUGAGGCACUAGACAAUAUGCUCAAAUCGGUCGCCGACUCAGAUGUGAAGACGGUGGCCAACUUAGUUGCGCAGUGUGGGGGUCUGGCCAAAAUUGAGAGCCUGCUAGACCAUCAGGCUGAGGAAAUUCAUACACGGGCUCAGGACAUCAUCGAUCAGUACUUUACGGACUAGGUCCAAAACAGCAACACACAGCCAACACAACACACAAAUUUUGAUGGAUUUGAAUUUAAAUAUACGCUCUCUUUAGCGUUUGUUCCGACUGCCUAUAGUGAUGGAUAUAUUCGCCCUUUUAAAAACGGAUUACAAAAGUGACUUCUGCCUAUAUUAAAAAAUCUAUGGGUAGCGCAUUGCA
Molecule: messenger RNA, 1532 nt
Organism: Drosophila obscura
Lineage: Eukaryota; Metazoa; Arthropoda; Insecta; Diptera; Drosophilidae
Gene: Kap-alpha3
Product: importin subunit alpha-3
Exons: 4
Coding region: 53-1351 (432 amino acids)
Biological process (GO): NLS-bearing protein import into nucleus
Cellular component (GO): nucleus; nucleoplasm
Molecular function (GO): nuclear import signal receptor activity; protein binding
Source: RefSeq, a predicted model, not a curated record